AUGGCGUCGACCUCGCCUUGUGGGAGGAGGCCGCGGCCUAUACCGCGCUAUGUUUAUAUGACCUGCUUUGGUUCCCACCCUUGCAGGAGCACAGUGCUCUAUAGGGGUCGGGGCUCGUGGAGGCUGCAGAGGCACGAGGCCGGGGGCGGGGACAGGGAGGCAAAGGCAGCCGGGGGUCCCUCGGGCAGCCCUGAGCUCGCCUCACAGAAGACCGUAUCAUCUCAGGUGUCGAGCCCGGGAACCCUGGUGCCGAGAGCCCGACAGCUGCCGCGAUUGCCAGGCCAGGCCAGGGGCAGUCAACGCCGGAAGACCCCAAGACCUGAAGCCGGGUCAGACAAUGUCAAUGAUGCAGUUGAAUUUUACAUGCCUUUGAAUGAAGCUGCUAAAAUCACAAAGAAGAAGAAAAAGCCUGCAGUGUGGGACAGUGUUUACAAGGUGAUUUCCAAGAUGCUGAGUGAAAAUGAAAAAAUCAGAGACAGAAUGAACUUCAAACAGGAUUGUGCUGAAAGUGGGGAUCUGGCCCAGAGUACAGAGAAGUCUUCUCAUCUCUGUGGGAAACUCAUCAUGGAAUAAUUGAGAAACAAUCAAAAUGGAAGAACAAUAUUAAUGGAUGGAUACUGGCAACAUCAUUUACAUUUCAUGGAAUGCUUUGGUUUUGUUUCUUGACAUUUGGUAUGGAUAAUUAGUUUACCUAGCUCCUUAAUGCCUGAUAACUUUAGUUUUAUUACAUUUUGUUGUCAGUAGGAGUCAUUCUUGUAAAUCUAUUUAAAUUCAAAGAAUAAUAUAUUUCCCUUGUAUAAUUACAUUAAAAAAUGAGCUGUAAAUA
Messenger RNA from Antechinus flavipes (yellow-footed antechinus), 826 nucleotides. RefSeq names its product chromosome 2 C5orf47 homolog (gene C2H5orf47). Bases 1 to 573 code for a protein of 190 amino acids. The transcript is spliced from 5 exons. Lineage: Eukaryota; Metazoa; Chordata; Mammalia; Dasyuromorphia; Dasyuridae. The record is from RefSeq and is a predicted model, not a curated record.